AUGGACAUCCGCAUCGAAGAUUUUCAGCGCUUGAUCCUGCCUCUCGAAGAGCAGAUCCAUGUACACGAAGAUGCCUUGGCGAAGCUUGCUUCAGAUCAGCAAACACGACAGCUAAAAGAAGCAGCGGUGCAGGAGCGCUUCGAGAGCGAGCGCGCAGCUCGAGAACUUCAGCGCCGUGAGCUUUCUGGGAUCGUCGCUCGGGAACGAAAGGCCUUCGAACGCCUGACCGUCCUGGAGCAGGGUCUGCUGGCAGUGGAUGAGCUGGCCCGCCGUGAGAUGGAGGCACGAGCACGAGACACGCGUCGGCUCUGGGAUGCCUUGGACAAUGUCUCCAACGAUACUUCUCAGGACAUGGAUCCCUCGCUGCCCUCCCAGCCACUGACGAGUCUGCUAAGGCUGGGAGGACGCAGCCUGCAGCAUGCUGAGCAUUGCUGA
Messenger RNA from Symbiodinium pilosum, 435 nucleotides. Lineage: Eukaryota; Dinophyceae; Suessiales; Symbiodiniaceae. The record is from the annotation of a GenBank genome assembly.